Molecule: messenger RNA, 1220 nt
Organism: Frankliniella occidentalis (western flower thrips)
Lineage: Eukaryota; Metazoa; Arthropoda; Insecta; Thysanoptera; Thripidae
Exons: 2
Coding region: 1-1095 (364 amino acids)
Source: RefSeq, a predicted model, not a curated record
AUGAAGCGGACCUUUAACCGCCGCCGUCAACAUGGCCUGCCGACGAACCCGAAAAGUCUAGAAGAGCUGGGGGACAUUCCGGACGAGUUCAGGUUGACUCUGGCGCGAAAGCAAUUCAUGUGCUUCGACUCCUUCCAGGAAGAUGAGGAAGGGAAGCGUAUCAUUGUGUUUGCUUCAAAAUCUUCCCUCAAAAAGUUGUCCAGAGCAAAAAUUUGGCAAGCAGAUGGAACUUUUGACACGGCGCCGGAUAUUUUCACUAAAAUUCUGGCCAUCCAUGGCGAGUACAGGGGCGAGACCUUACCUUUGGCUUACGCUUUGCUACCGGACAAGCUGGAGUCUUCCUACAGGCGCGCCUUGCUCGCCAUCCUGGAUACCAUUGAGGACUUCAGCCUGCCAGCACCGCACCCGACUACAUUCAUCAGUGACCUGGAGAAAGGCCUAAACAACGCCAUCACAGCCCUCUUCCCCAACGCACAGCUCAGGCUGUGCCUGUUUCACCUGCGGCAGGCAGCAUUUCGCAAGGUGCAGUCGCUGGGACUCCAGGCUGCGUACCGAGACGAGGAGGACUCCUCAGUGCGUGACAGCUUCCGGGAGAUGGUCGGCCUGGCGUUCGUGCCCCCCGAGGACGUCGAGGAAUGCUUCACGGAGGCGAAGAACAACUUGCCCCCCGCAAUGCACGCCUUCGGGGAGUACUUUGAAACAACGUACGUCAAGGGCCGAGUCCUGCGAGGCCGACGGAGGGCAGCCCCGCCGCGGUACACCCCCGCCCUCUGGAACCAGUACCUCGCCGCCUUGAACAACGAGCCUCGCACGAACAACGCGACUGAAGCGUGGCACAACAGAUUCCAGACAGUGGUGGGGAAGAGCCACCCCACGCUCUUCCACCUGAUCAAGGAGUUCAAGAAGGAGGAGGCGGACUCGACGGUCAUGAUGGCGGAGCUGGACGCAGGGAAGAAGAUCCGGCAGCCCCAGCGCGCCAAGUACCAGCGCAUCAACCAGCGACUGCAGCGCCUGGCCGAGUCCUAUGGGCAGUUCAAGGAGGAGGGCCGAGUCCUGGAGUAUCUCCGCGCCUGCGGCCACAAUGUUGGCCACUAAAUUCUGGUAACAGGUACUAACACUCCCCCCCCCCCCAAAUACUAAAUUCAUAGUGGGGACGAAAUGUCACUGAGGACAAAAUAAAUCGGGGACGACUUUUUUGAGGACAUUUUAUCCGAGGACUG